GCAGUUCGAUAUUCACUGUCAUCACAGGACUUGUUUAUUUAUUUUAAUUAAACAUCAUUAAAUUCAAUUAUAUUUUAUCAAUACUAAAACUGUAAAUUAAAUGAAAAUCAAUUAUUUAUGUAUUACUAUUAGUAAUAUUUUUAAUUAAGAAAAUGGUGCAUCUUACUAGAAUUUUAUUGUGUCUCAAGGAAUUCAAAAAACCUAGAAAGUAUCUUCGCUCAAAAUUUAUAGACUCCGUAAGACUUCACGUAAAAGGUGGGACAGGAGGCACAGGCCUACCAAAGUAUGGUGGGCUAGGUGGACAGGGUGGUUGUGUUUACUGUAUUGGCAAAGAGACCACAAAUUUAGGUUAUAUUAUGGGUAGACAUCGUGGAAAAACAUUAACUGCUGGCCAUGGAGAAGAUAGUCGUAAAACAAAAAUAGUGGGCACACCCGGUGACGAUAUAAAGCUUGAGGUACCACUCGGUGUUACUAUUUACAGAGAAGAUGGUAAAAAUAUUGGCUCUAUUGACAAAGAGGGACAAAUAAUUAUAGUAGCUAGAGGUGGACCAGGUGGAAACCCCCAAAAUAAUUUCUUAGGCCACUAUGGUCAAGCACAUCAUAUUAGGUUGGAUCUUAAAUUGAUUGCAGAUAUUGGCCUUGUCGGAUUUCCAAAUGCAGGAAAAAGUUCUCUUUUAAAGGCUAUAUCUCGAGCCAAGCCUAAGAUAGCUAGCUAUCCAUUCACAACCAUAAAGCCUAACAAAGGUGUCAUACACUUUCAAGACCUCAGGCAAAUAUCAAUAGCUGAUCUACCUGGCUUAAUAGAAGGAGCACAUGUCAAUGUUGGACUCGGACACUCAUUUCUGAAACAUGUGGAAAGAACAAAAAUCUUACUUUUUAUUGCUGAUGUUCAAGGAUUUCAGUUGGGUCCAAACUAUCCACGAAGAACUUGUUUAGAAACUGUACUUUUACUUAAUAAAGAAUUAGAACUUUAUGACCCACUACUAUUAGAAAAGCCAGCAAUCUUAGCUAUCAACAAAUUAGAUACACAAGGUGCAUCAACAAUAUUCAAUGAUGUCGUAAAAUCUCUAAAGAAUAUUCACAAUGUGAGAGGAAACUCAAGUAUUCCGCAAGACAUAAUCCCAGAAAAUAUAAUAUCAUUUCAAGAUGUCAUUGGUAUAUCAGCAUUGAAUGGAGAUGGUAUAGAAACAUUAAAGAAUUUGCUGAGGAAAAGGUUAGAUGACUAUGCUGAAGAGAUGAAUCCUGACAUUAUAGAAGCAAGUGAAUUAUUUAAGAAAAACAAUGAUAGAAUAAAAGAACUUAGACCGAUAAUUACAUAAUUAAGACUUUUGUAAAUACUGUAUUAUAAUGUAAACUACUUUGUU
Leptidea sinapis is the source of this 1364-nucleotide messenger RNA. RefSeq names its product GTP-binding protein 10 homolog. The record is from RefSeq and is a predicted model, not a curated record. Gene Ontology annotation, molecular function: GTP binding; GTPase activity. Gene Ontology annotation, cellular component: mitochondrion. Lineage: Eukaryota; Metazoa; Arthropoda; Insecta; Lepidoptera; Pieridae. The coding region runs from base 153 to 1319 and encodes 388 amino acids. The transcript has a single exon.